CGAACACACGCCUUCAAAAUCAGCCGAUAGUCGAAGCCCACCAUCUUUUAUGUGAGCGUUGCGAAUGAUUGUAAUAAAUUGCCAGAAUCGGUCCGCGUCGAGACUCCUCUGCGGACUCCUCGCUCAGCCUGCAACAUGACAACCUUCACCAGGCUUGCAUCCAACGAGCGCGCGGCAAUCACAGUAUCAGCCUCGCACAGAUUACACAAGAUCAACGACAAUCUCUAUGGCGGUUUCGUCGAGCACAUGGGCCGCUGCGUCUAUGGCGGCCUGUAUGACCCUCACAACCCCAACUCGCAUCUCAUCGACAAGCACGGCUUCCGAACGGAUGUGAUCGAUGCCAUGCGUGAGGUCCGUGUCCCCGUCAUGCGAUAUCCCGGUGGCAACUUCAAUGCUACCUAUCACUGGAUCGAUGGUGUCGGUCCGCGGGAGAAGAGGCCGCGCCGUCCUGAAUUUGCCUGGGGAGGCAGUGAGAGCAAUCAAUUUGGGACGGACGAGUUCAUGACUUGGUGCAAGAUCGUGGGCACCGAGCCAUAUCUCGCACUGAACUUUGGCACCGGGACUCUCGACGAAGCAAUUGCGUGGGUCGAGUAUUGCAACUCUGAUGCAGACACUUACUACGCCAACCUCCGGCGGCAAAACGGCCAUGCAGAACCAUAUCGAGUGAAGUAUUGGGCCCUUGGUAAUGAAGUCUGGGGUCCGUGGCAAAUUGAACAGAUGACCAAAGAAGCCUACGCCCAAAAGGCUCGACAGUGGGCAAAGGCGUUGAAGCGUAUAGAUCCUUCCAUCAUCCUCAUCCUCUGCGGUGAGACGGGCCACUCGGAGUGGGAUUUCCACACAUUGACCGAAUGCCUGAAAUACGAUUCCCACGCUCUGGCUGGCGGCAGCCAGUCCGCGUCAUUGAUUGACAUGCACAGCAUCCACAUCUACACUAGCAGUCACGAUCCGGUCAAGAAUGUGCUGGCGCCGCGAUCAGCGGAAAGAGCGAUUGAGAUCGCGGCGGCGAUGAUUGAUCUUGCUCGGAUUCAAAAUGGGAUUCCACCCGCUGUUCCCAGACAAACGAUCUGCUUCGACGAAUGGAACGUCUGGGAUCCCCAGCGCGCCCCAGGCCACGAGGGAGCAGAGGAGAACUACGACUUGUCCGACGCACUCGCUGUUGGAGUUUGGCUAAACGUGUUUAUCCGGCAAAGCAAAUACGUCGCCAUGGCCAACAUCGCGCAAAGUGUCAACGUGAUCUCGCCUUUGAUGACUGACCAAGAUGGACUGCGUAGGCAGACUACGUGGUGGCCGCUCCUUCUCUUCACCAAAUAUAUGCGAGGACACACCGUGGCAACGAACGUCAGCUGCGGCUUUUACGAUGGUCCAACGGAGAGCGCGUGGCAGCAGUCGACAAUCGACAACCCGUGGUUGGACGUAUCAACCACGAUUGGGGAUGAUGGCUGGGUGAAUAUGGUUGUUGUCAAUGCUCAUCCCGACAUUGCAAUCCAUACGGAUCUUGCGGGCGUUGGUUCCAGUCAGGAUCAAGUGAAGGUGUAUUCAUUCGGGGGAAACAAAGACAUGAGCAGGGAAAGGGUUCGUGUGCAUGAGUCCGAGUGGGAGGGGAAGGGGAGUUAUACUUUUCUGCCCUUCAGUUUUACGAUGCUGCGGUGGCGUCCGUCGAAGAAGGAAGAGUUGCUUCAUUGGGGGGAGAUUAAGGUCAAUGGUUGGCAUUGAUAUCGAGGCUGUGAUGGACAAGCUACUGUUCAGCCUUCUCACAAUCUAGCUGGAAAAUUUCAGCUUGAGUCGUAAAGUAGUAGAUAAAGAUGGUACACACCCCUUAGAGACGGUCCAGA
Molecule: messenger RNA, 1832 nt
Organism: Neohortaea acidophila
Lineage: Eukaryota; Fungi; Ascomycota; Dothideomycetes; Mycosphaerellales; Teratosphaeriaceae
Product: putative alpha-L-Arabinofuranosidase
Exons: 4
Coding region: 136-1713 (525 amino acids)
Biological process (GO): L-arabinose metabolic process; polysaccharide catabolic process
Molecular function (GO): alpha-L-arabinofuranosidase activity
Source: RefSeq, a predicted model, not a curated record